AUGCCCCGAAGACGUGUCCCCUGGGGGGUGAAGACCUGUCCACUGGGGAGUGAGGGCGCAAGCUUGGCCCCUAGGGGUGAAGACGAAGCUUGGGGUGAAGACGAAGCUUGGCCCCUGGGGGUGAAGACGAAGACGUGUCCCCUGGGGGUGAAAGAUGAAGCUUGGGUUGAAGACGAAGCCUGGCCCCCGGGGGUGAAGGAAGACGUGUCCCCUAGGGGUGAAGACGAAGCUUGGGGUGAAGACGAAGGCUGGCCCCCAGGGUACGCCGGUAAGGGUACUUCCGACUUUGAGUCCUGCAUCGACACCGGCCUCACCAAGUGGCUCGCGGCCAUCGAGCAGCGAUACGCAGGCAAGGGCGUCGACAUGAAUCUCGGCAGGCAGGUGCACUUUGGCGCCCUCGACACGCUCGGCGAGGUUGCCUACAGUCGCCCCCUGGGCUUCGUGGCGACCAACGAGGACCAGGGGCAGUUUAUGAGGAUCAACGAGGCCAUGCUGCCCGUCCUCAUCACCAUGAGCAACUACAGCAGCCUCUUCUGGUGGAUCAGGAAAUGGCCGCUUAAGUACCUGCUCCCGCGUGUCGGUGACGACGUGGGGUUGGGUGCGGUGCUGACCUACACCCAGUCCAUCAUCGACGAGAGGCUAAAGCCCGGCGCCGAGCCGAAAAAGGACAUGCUACAAAUCUUUAUCAACAACGGCCUCAACAGGGAGGAGCUCCUCUCCGAAGUCGGCUUGCAGUUCUUCGCCGGCUCCGACACGACGUCCAACACCAUCAGCAUCACCCUCUAUUACCUCCUCAAGCACCCGCGCACGUUACAGACGCUGCGUGCCGAGCUCGACGCGGCCGCAGCCGAGGGCCUCGCCCCGCACGGCGAGAUCAUCAAGGAUAGCGUGGUCAAGAACCUGCCGUACCUGCAGGCGUGCAUUCGCGAGAUGCUGCGGUUGCACACGCCGCUGGCCUCGGGCCCGUUCCACAAGGCGGUGCCCGUGGGCGGCGACACAGUGUGCGGCUACCACCUGCCGUACGGCGCGCGCGUGUCGACCAACGGCGCCGUCUACGCUAUGGGGCGCGACAAGGCCUUUUGGGGUCCCGACACCGACAUGUUCCGCCCCGAGCGCUGGACCGAGGCUGACCCCGUCAAGAGGCAGCGUAUGAUUGAUAUGACGGACCUGGCGUGGAGCUAUGGCGCGUUUGCGUGCCCCGGCAAGGCGAUUGGGCUGAUGGAGGCGGGCAAGACCAUUUCCGAGGUUAUCCGCCGCUUCGACAUCACCUUCGCUAACCCCAGCAAGCCCGUCCAUUUCCGAUCCGCCAUCGCCUGGAUGAUCCACGACUUCUGGGUCAGAAUCGAGAAGCGCGAGAUUCUGAACGAGCCUGUUUCAGAGAAGACUGACGAAUGA
Messenger RNA from Chaetomium globosum CBS 148.51, 1395 nucleotides. RefSeq lists its product as uncharacterized. Gene Ontology annotation, molecular function: iron ion binding; oxidoreductase activity, acting on paired donors, with incorporation or reduction of molecular oxygen; monooxygenase activity. The coding region runs from base 1 to 1395 and encodes 464 amino acids. The record is from RefSeq and is a predicted model, not a curated record. Lineage: Eukaryota; Fungi; Ascomycota; Sordariomycetes; Sordariales; Chaetomiaceae. The transcript is spliced from 6 exons.